AUGGUCAAGCUAUUCGGCCAACGCUCCUCGGGGGACGGCUUCCAACGCGCCCAGCGGGCCCAGGCAGAUGCCCCCAAAUUCGAGAAGGUAACCUGGUACAAGGAACCAAACCUAAGACAACUCUAUUUUCUGUCCAUCUUCCUCCUUAUCGGCUCAGCGACAACUGGAUACGAUGGCCAGAUGGUUAAUACAUCGCAACAAAUGGACAAGUGGAAGGCAUACUUCCCCGAGUAUCAGGAUGCGAAUAAGCUCGGCAUAUUGAUCAACAUGUACAACAUUGGCUCCAUCUUGUCCCUCUUCAUCGUCCCACAUAUGGCCGAUGCCGUUGGUCGUAAGAAGACGAUCGUGGUUGGCUGCGUCAUCAUGAUUACUGGAGCCUUUGUGGGGGCAUUCUCCAACGGCUACGGAAUGUACCUCGCUGGCAGGUUUGUCCUUGGAUUUGGCAACUCAAUGGCUCAAAUGUGCUCCCCGCUGCUCCUCACCGAGAUCUGUCACCCGCAACACCGCGGUCCGCUCACCACUGUCUAUAACUGCCUUUGGAGUUUGGGCUCUCUCGCCGUCUCAUGUGUGGGAUGGGGUACUGCAUCUAUUGGGAGCGACUGGUCGUGGAAAUCGAUCACUCUAAUCCAAGCGCUGCCAUCCAUUAUACAGCUGACAGGCAUUUGGUGGUUGCCGGAGUCACCGCGCUGGCUCGUCAGUAAGGAUAGGGCUGAUGAAGCUCUUGCAGUGCUCGCCAAGUACCACGGGGGCGGAGAUGCUAAUAAUGUCACCGUGCAAUUCCAGUUCCGGGAGAUGAAGGAGACGAUCCAAGGCGGGAGCAAGAACAACAACACAGCCUACCUCGACUUUUUCAGGACUAAAGGCAACCGCUGGCGUUUGGCCAUCAUCAUCUCGCUCGGUAUUAUCUCCCAGUAUUCUGGCAACGCCCUGUUCUCCAACUACAUCGAUAUUAUUUACCAAGGCGCCGGAAUUACGCAGCAGAAUAAAAAGCUAGCACUCUCUGCAGGGAAGUCGAUUCAGGACCUUCUAGUUGCCGUCACUGCAGCACUCACUGUUGACCGUCUUGGCCGGCGACCCCUCUUUCUAUUCGGAACCAUUGGAAUGUUUUCGACCUUUGGACUUUGGACUAUUGUUGGGGCCGUCUAUGAAAACUCCGCCGUAACGCUUGCAGACGGCACCAUUUCGUACCCUAACCAGACUGCUGGCAACGCUCAAAUCGCUUUUGUCUGGCUCUUCAGCGUGUUUUACCAUAUUGGCUUUGCCGGUCUAUUGGUGUCGUACGCGCUGGAGAUUCUUCCAUAUCACCUUCGUGCCAAGGGCAUGACGAUUCUCAACAUUACGGUCCAAGCCUUUUUAGCACUCGGAAACCAAACUAAUAAGCUGGCGUGGAACAACCUUCCUCACCAUUGGAAUUUUAUGCUCUUUUACACAUUGUGGAACUUUUGUGAGAUGGUUUUCGUUUACUUUGUCUAUGUUGAGACCCAAGGUCCUACCCUUGAGGAGAUUGCUCGAAUUUUUGACGGCGACGAAGCUCUGGCUGUUAUGGACCUCGAGCAGUUGGAGAAGGAAGUGCAAAUUACGACUCACGAAGAGGUCGUUGAUGAGAAGAAACACCUUUAUACCGCAGGAGCAUUGCCUACCGGGGGCAGAGAAACUCCCCUUCGAGUGUAUCCACAACUAUUAAGCCAUGCUCGGGACAAGUGUAGACCGGGCUUCGGCGAGAGAGAUUUGAUGUCUUUCAAGAGAGCUGCAGCUGCCUUCCCCCAGGGUGACCAUCGCCAACCUUCAGCUGUGGUCAGUCACCUUCAUUCCUCUUACCCAACCAACCCCAAGAGAAAGACCACUACUGCAAGGUCUUCAGCUUCGUCGCUCCCAGUAAUGUCAACUCAUUCAGCUCCGAUAUCAAGCAGUUCUUCAACUAUAUCACGGCCAACAAUGCGUUCCCCGCCAGCAGCCAGUACCUGCUCAUUUGGCACAGAGCCUAUCACCGGCGACGAUGCUAGAUUCAUCGUCGGUCAUUCGUCGGUGGUGUCAACUAAGGACUGGUACCUCUCGUCUUUGGCUCAAACUACGCAAAACGGUUGA
Messenger RNA from Venustampulla echinocandica, 2085 nucleotides. RefSeq lists its product as uncharacterized. The record is from RefSeq and is a predicted model, not a curated record. NCBI's taxonomy places the organism in Eukaryota, Fungi, Ascomycota, Leotiomycetes, Helotiales, Pleuroascaceae. Gene Ontology annotation, molecular function: carbohydrate:proton symporter activity. Gene Ontology annotation, biological process: carbohydrate transport; transmembrane transport. Gene Ontology annotation, cellular component: membrane. The coding region runs from base 1 to 2085 and encodes 694 amino acids. The transcript is spliced from 9 exons.